Molecule: messenger RNA, 827 nt
Organism: Gigantopelta aegis
Lineage: Eukaryota; Metazoa; Mollusca; Gastropoda; Neomphalida; Peltospiridae
Product: peptidyl-tRNA hydrolase 2, mitochondrial-like
Exons: 6
Coding region: 264-782 (172 amino acids)
Cellular component (GO): mitochondrion; cytosol
Molecular function (GO): peptidyl-tRNA hydrolase activity
Source: RefSeq, a predicted model, not a curated record
GACGUGAUCGCGGUGUUACACGGGCAACAUUGAUGUUAGGAAGAGUAUUUGAAUACCCAUCCAGUUAACAGUAACUUGGAAGCGAUUACAUAAUACCAGUGUCCAUUUUGGUGGCACAUUUCUACUUGGCAACUUCAGGUCUUGACUGAAAUUUGAUGUUAAAUUUUUCGAACUUGAAACUGCGGAUUGAAAUUAUGAAUUAAGCUUAUUAGUUGCAGUAUAAUUUUAUCAUAUCGGCUGUAUAUACAUGCACGAUAACCAAGAUGUUCCCACCAGAUGGCGGAGUGGUGCCUGUGCUUACAGCACUUGGAAUUGGCGUUGUCGUGGGCUGGAUCUUGAAGUCAAAAGGAGGUGGAAUCUCUGCAAGAAUGUUAGGAAUGUCCAACAGUAAUCGCAAGAAAGAAAGUAACUCAGCUAUGUCGGACAGUGGAGAAUACAAGAUGGUGAUAGUUGUGAGGAAUGAUUUAAAAAUGGGAAAAGGCAAAGCGGCAGCACAGUGUGCCCAUGCUGCAGUGACUGCUGUUGAAACUUUGUUUCGCACAGACAAGCAGCUGCUGUUCCAUUGGAAGCGAUGUGGACAGCCUAAAGUUGUAGUAAAAGUUGAUGAUGAAGCAAGUUUACUUUCUACUGCUGAGCGAGCAGAUGCUAUGGGUCUGACAACUAGUAUAGUUCGUGACGCAGGCCGGACACAAAUAGCUCCAGGUUCUAAAACUGUUCUCAGUGUUGGACCAGGUUUGGCUUCCGAAAUAGACCAAGUGACGGGACAUCUAAAACUUUUUUAAAUUAAUGUAAUUUUGUACAUUUAAUAAAUAAUUAUAUUUUCUAAA